AUGAGCAAGGCAUCCCAGCAGAACACCGCGACGGAUGCGAACGGAGUAAGCGUGAUUCACACCCAAGCACACGCCAGCGGUUUGCAGCAGGUUCCCCAGCUGGUGCCUGUCAGUCCUGGCGGCGGGGGCAAAGCCGUGCCUCCGAGCAAGCAGGGAAAGAAGAAUUCCUUCGUGGAUAGAAACAGUGAUGAGUAUCGUCAGCGACGAGAGCGAAACAACAUGGCAGUGAAGAAGAGCCGGUUAAAAAGCAAGCAGAAGGCACAAGACACGCUGCAGAGGGUCAACCAGCUCAAAGAAGAAAACGAACGUUUAGAGGCAAAAAUUAAGCUCCUGACCAAGGAGCUGAGCGUACUGAAAGACUUGUUCCUCGAGCACGCGCACAACCUCGCAGACAAUGUGCAGCCUGUUGGCACUGAAACCAGCACAGCAAACCCGGAGAACAGCGGACAGUAG
Molecule: messenger RNA, 453 nt
Organism: Eurypyga helias (sunbittern)
Lineage: Eukaryota; Metazoa; Chordata; Aves; Eurypygiformes; Eurypygidae
Gene: CEBPG
Product: CCAAT/enhancer binding protein (C/EBP), gamma
Exons: 1
Coding region: 1-453 (150 amino acids)
Biological process (GO): regulation of transcription by RNA polymerase II; DNA-templated transcription
Molecular function (GO): RNA polymerase II cis-regulatory region sequence-specific DNA binding; DNA-binding transcription factor activity, RNA polymerase II-specific
Source: RefSeq, a predicted model, not a curated record